UCUCGGUCGGACUGAGCUGACAUGAGCUCACACUGGGAAGUCGACAAUAUUGAUGCCACUACUGUCGGCUCCGAUGACGACGAUGAUGAUCUUGACGGGGCGCGCCCCUUGGUCUUGCAGCCAACUUCGCUGGCUGUCGCUAGUAGUGACCAUGCCCCAAAGUCCGAAGAUGUGACCCCACGCCGGCCAACGACAACAACCCCGUUCAAGCAAUCCUCCUCGCCACUCGAUCAAAAGACACCUACGGUGGUGGAUCUACUCGAAACAGACACUGGCAACGAGUCGUUCAAUGAGGGGGAAGCCGCGUACCGAGAGUUCAAGAACCGAAAGGCUACCAAGCGGAAGCGCAGCACCGCAAACCUGAAGAAUAGAGCCACCAAGGUGACCAGAGUCGCAACCGCAAACUCCUUUGUUGGCCGGCUGCCGACGUCAGAUGGGAAAGCCCGACCGAUACGGCCUCUAAGGGACUAUGGGGAGGAAGUGUCAUCGGAGGAUGAACUGAUGGAAUACACCCUACCCGACUACCUGCAGAAACGCCGAUCACAGUUCGACCGGAGCACAGAGCAUCUAAAACAAUCCGGAUUAAAACUGCCGCCAGACUAUGACAAUGUCGAGUACUCCGAUGACGAGCGGUUGGAGUUUCUGGAGGAGAAGCCUGCAUUUGAAAACAUGACUCCAUGCAACCCAUACAAGGACAUCACGCUUCCUUAUUCGUUAGGACUGAUACCGGCCCCAAUCGCGCAGUGGCUACGCCAGUACCAGGUUGAUGGGGCCGCUUUCCUUCACGAGCUGUUUGUUUACCAAAAAGGCGGCAUACUUGGAGAUGACAUGGGUCUGGGAAAGACAGUGCAGGUGAUAGCGUUUCUCACGGCGGCGUACGGGAAGACCGGGGACGAGAGAGAUGCAAAGCGGAUGAGAAAGAUGCGGAGAAGCGGGCAAGAUCAGUGGUAUCCUCGGACGUUGAUCGUCUGCCCAGGGACAUUGCUCACGAAUUGGAUGGCCGAGCUUUCGCGCUGGGGCUGGUGGCAUUUUGAUACCUACCAUGGAGAUAACAAGGAGCUUGCACUCCAGGCUGCGAGGUCUGGAAGACUGGAGAUCUUGAUCACCACGUACAGCACCUAUCUCCAUAACAAAGACGCGGUGAACAUGGUCGACUGGGACUGUGUGAUAGCGGACGAGUGCCACAUCAUCAAGGAACGCAAGUCAGAGACGACUAAAGCCAUGAACAUGAUCAACGCUCUGUGUCGGAUCGGCUUGACAGGAACCGCCAUUCAGAACAAGUACGAGGAGCUGUGGACGCUCUUGAACUGGACGAACCCAGGGAAGCUCGGCCCGGUGACGGUCUGGAAGAAGACUAUUUCUGAGCCGUUACGGAUCGGUCAGUCGCACGACGCCACCAUCCACCAGCUGCGCAAAGCCCGGGGAACAGCCAAGAAGUUGGUUGAGAACCUCCUCCCUCAGUUCUUCCUCCGUCGGAUGAAAGCCCUGAUUGCAGAUCAGCUCCCCAAGAAGGUUGACCGGGUCGUCUUCUGUCCACUAACGGACACCCAGGCCGACGCCUACGAGAACCUCCUAGGAAGCGACAUCAUCAGCUACAUCAAGCACUCUACCGACCUUUGCGACUGCGGUUCCCGCAAGAAAGCCGGCUGGUGCUGCCGCCAGUUUCUGUCAUCCGGGCUCACCUGGAGGAGUUACGUCUUCCCUGCGAUUGCGGUGCUGCAGAAGCUCAGCAACCACCUUGCCAUCCUCAUCCCGCAGGGGGCUGACUCUAACGAGAAGCAGGAGAAGGAUAAGGACAUGCUCGAACUGGCAGUCCCCGACCAGUGGGAGAAGCUCUACCGGUAUCGCGACUCGAUCGUCAACUACGCCAACCCCGAGUUCUGCGGCAAAUGGAAGGUCCUCCGCCGUCUGCUGAAAUGGUGGCACGCCAAUGGCGACAAGGUCCUCGUCUUCAGCCACAGCGUGCGCCUCCUCAAGAUGCUGCAGAUGCUCUUCCACUACACCAGCUACAAUGUAAGUUACCUGGACGGGUCAAUGAGCUACGAGGAUCGCACCAAGGUCGUGGACGAAUUCAAUUCGGACCCCCGCCAAUUCGUCUUCCUCAUUUCCACGCGCUCCGGCGGCGUUGGACUCAACAUCACCUCCGCAAACAAGGUCGUCAUCGUCGACCCCAACUGGAAUCCUUCGCACGACCUCCAAGCACAAGACCGCGCCUACCGCAUUGGCCAGUCCCGCGAUGUUGAAGUCUUCCGUCUCAUCUCCGCCGGCACCAUCGAAGAGAUCGUCUACGCCCGUCAAAUCUACAAACAACAACAAGCCAACAUCGGCUACAACGCCAGCUCAGAACGACGUUACUUCAAGGGUGUCCAAGAAAAGAAAGACCAAAAGGGCGAGCUCUUUGGCCUUGACAACAUGUUCGAGUAUAAGAACCAUAAUAUUCUCCUCCGUGAUAUCGUCAAUAAAACCAAUGUUGCUGAAAGUAAAGCCGGCGUACAGGUCAUGGACAUCGAUGUCGACCUAAACUCCUCCGUCCCCGACCCAACUUCCGGCAAAUCCGACGACACCAAUGAGGUCAUGAAUCAACUCGCCGCCAUGAUCCGCGGCGAGGCCGAGUCGGACACUGACUCGAAACCCACUCUCCCCACAACCCCUAUCAACACCAAGCACGACCCCAUCCAAGCCAUCCUAGCCGGCGCGGGAGUAGAGUACACCCACCUCAAUAACGAAGUCAUUGGAUCCUCAAAAGUCGAAGAACGACUAAGUCGGCACGCCCAACUCGCCGACGAGAACACCAAAAAUCUCGACAUGCAAGUUUUUGCAGGAUCCCAAUCCCAAUCCCAGUCUCAGUCUCACGGAAAGUCAUCCUCAUUAACCACCCAACCCUUGAAAUACAAAUUCCAUCCUCCAAAGGCCGUUAUGAAACGGCAAUUCUGCAGCAUGGCGAAACGCUUUGGCUUCCCAAAUGCAACCGAGUUUGCGCUUGUCGUGGAGGGAAUGACGCAGGCGCAGCGUCGGGCCUGUUUGGAACAAUGGUAUACUGAACGACGGGAGAAAUUGAUUGACACUAUACAGUAGUUUGGAAUCAUUUGUAUAACCACGAGCGCAAUUUGGACUUGGACUCGGAAUACGUUGGAUAUGCGAAGUACAUUGGUCAACGAUAUUAAUAUACCCAUACUGCUAGCUAGUGUCUCUUCAUUCAACGAGCCACUUAUAUCCCAC
This is a messenger RNA of Aspergillus sclerotioniger CBS 115572, 3219 nucleotides long. RefSeq names its product putative DNA excision repair protein (Rad26L). Gene Ontology annotation, molecular function: ATP-dependent chromatin remodeler activity; ATP binding. The transcript is spliced from 2 exons. Bases 22 to 3075 code for a protein of 1017 amino acids. NCBI's taxonomy places the organism in Eukaryota, Fungi, Ascomycota, Eurotiomycetes, Eurotiales, Aspergillaceae. The record is from RefSeq and is a predicted model, not a curated record.